Pyrenophora tritici-repentis Pt-1C-BFP is the source of this 959-nucleotide messenger RNA. RefSeq names its product TpiA, Triosephosphate isomerase. Gene Ontology annotation, molecular function: triose-phosphate isomerase activity. Gene Ontology annotation, cellular component: cytosol. NCBI's taxonomy places the organism in Eukaryota, Fungi, Ascomycota, Dothideomycetes, Pleosporales, Pleosporaceae. Gene Ontology annotation, biological process: glycerol catabolic process; glyceraldehyde-3-phosphate biosynthetic process; gluconeogenesis. The record is from RefSeq and is a predicted model, not a curated record.
CAACUCACUUCACACUUCAAGCUCAAUUCAACUUUUGAACCUCAACACUACACUUCUUUAUACACACCUUUGUAGUCAGUCUCAUACAACAAUCGCCAAAAUGGGUCGCCAGUUUUUCGUCGGUGGAAACUUCAAGAUGAACGGUACGAUGAAAUCGAUCACCGACAUCGUAGAGAAUCUCAACAAGGCCCAGCUUGACCCCAACACAGAGGUCGUCAUCGCACCCCCAUCCCUGUACCUCCUCCCCACACGCCAGCAGCUCCGCAAGGAAAUCGAAGUCGCCUCGCAAAACAUCUUCGACAAGCCCAACGGUGCCUUUACUGGUGAGAUCUCCGUCGAGCAACUCAAGGACAGCGGUGUCACCUGGACUCUUAUCGGUCACUCCGAGCGCCGCCAAAUCCUACAAGAGACCGACGACUUUGUUGCGAGCAAGACUAAGGCAGCUAUCGACGGUGGUCUCGGUGUGAUUCUGUGCUGCGGUGAGAGCCUCGAGCAGCGUGAGGCAGGUGAGACGGUCAACGUUGUCACCAAGCAGCUCAAGGCCGUUGCAGACAAGGUCAAGGACUGGAGCAAGAUUGUCGUCGCCUACGAGCCUAUCUGGGCCAUCGGUACCGGCAAGGUCGCCACCACUGAACAAGCACAAGAAGUACACGCCGCUCUCCGUGAGUGGCUCAAGAAGGAAAUCUCUGCUGAGGCGGCCGAGAAGACGCGCAUCCUGUACGGAGGCAGUGUCUCGGAGAAGAACUGCAAGGAGCUGGCCAAGCAGGCCGACAUUGAUGGAUUCCUUGUCGGUGGUGCUAGCUUGAAGCCUGCGUUUGUCGACAUUAUCAACAGCAAGCAGGCAUGAAUUUAUGGCGGCGAGGCUCGUCUGUAGAUGACUGAUCACGACGAAUAUGUUAGGAAUGUUGGCUAGAGUUAUAUAAACUCAGCACAGCACAAUAGACACAUAUGACAGACCA